CCGGAAGUAGCUUGGUUCAGCCUGUGCGCGUGCGAAGUAGUGUCUGCGUAAAGUUGAACGUCUUCUCACCUCCACUGUUUUCGGUGACUAGUCGCCAAAUUUCAUCGCCUGGACCCGUUGUGGUGUAGAGAAAGCAGUCAGUAAGGCAGGAGGAGGUGAAGUCAUGUUCCGAAUCCUCCAUCAUCAAGGUAAGGGAAUGUGCACCAGUCUCAUGGCCCAGCGGCGCUAUGAGCACCACAGGGCCGUCAUGGCUAUACGUCGCGAGGAUGUCAAUCCCUGGGAGAGGAGGGCGCCACUGGCACCACGACAUGUCAAAGAGCUCACAAAUGCUGGCGUAAAAGUCCUGGUACAGCCAUCCAACCGCAGAGCUAUUCACGAGAAGUACUAUAUGAAGGCAGGGGCUAUCAUUCAGGAGAACAUUUCAGAUGCAUCACUGAUAAUUGGAGUGAAGAGGCCGCCGGAGGAGAAGAUCAUUCCCAAGAAGACGUACGCUUUUUUCUCACACACCAUUAAGGCUCAGGAAGCCAACAUGGGGCUCUUGGAUGACGUACUGAAAAAGGAGAUCCGGCUCAUUGAUUAUGAGAAGAUGGUUGAUGCUAAUGGUUACCGGAUUGUAGCAUUUGGCCAGUGGGCUGGUGUCGCAGGUAAGAAAGGCUGCUGGGAUUCCUAAUCUUGUUAAUUAUUUCCCCGACUGUGUAGAAAGAGUUGCACUGUAGCAAACUUUGGGAUCAGUGAAGAUCAGGUCAGAUCAUGGACAGAAGUGAAUCAUUCGUAAAAACAUGGCCUUUAUCAUUUGAUCAGUCUGACCACUGUUGACACUGUUAACUUGGACUUGCAAGAUCAAAAUCUGUUAUUCAGUAUAAACUGUUACAGAAUUUUAUGUCAUUACUGACAUAAAAAAAUAAUGAAAGUAGGACUCAUAAGAAAUCCCUCUGUCCAGCCAUACUCUUCUUUCGUGUGCUCCCUUAUUUUUAGACAUGGAUCCGUGUGCUUGAUUCAGCACAUUUUUAUGCCGGAUCCCCUUCCUGAUGCAACCCUUCUAGGAAUUUAUGCCUCCUGGUCUUAAACCAAAGAUCUUUUGCAUGUUUGGAAAAUGUGCUAGACACUACACUAUUGACCCCAUACAUAAAUACCCACAAUUAGUUGGAUCAAGAAGAGCUCCUCCUGGCCCAGUGAAGUCAGAAAACAAAAGGCUUAAAGGGUUUAAGGGUGUUCUUUAUGACAAACAGUAAAUGGACUGGUUCUUGUAGAGUGCUUUUCUGUUCUCAUGAGCACUCAAAGCGCUUUAUACAGCUUACCUCAUUCAUCCAGUACCAAGAUGGUGAGCUCAGGUUGCGUGAAAGAAAACGUGUUUAUAGCAUAAACAGCACCAUUAAAUCAUUCACUGAGAAAAAUGCUAGUGGGAAUCCUUCAUCAAAGGACCUGAUCAACAAAUUCUAACGUGAAUAAGAACAAACUUUGUAGCUGCUCCAUCCACCGCUGCAGUAAGCCUCAAGAAGUUUUAUUAUUGAAACAUGCAGAUGAACCGUUAACUUGAUAGUACUGAGACUAUGAUUGAUACCUGAUAUCAUGUUUAAAUUGUACAGCUUAAUGAAUUCUGACGGCAGCCGUACUUGUAGAUACCUGCAGUAAGCAGGCUGUAAUUAGGGUUGCCAACUCCCUGAAAAAUAAAUAAGGGACACCUCGUGGCCAGGGCCGGGCAACCCAGUUGUCUUC
Messenger RNA from Haplochromis burtoni (Burton's mouthbrooder), 1716 nucleotides. Its product is annotated as alpha-aminoadipic semialdehyde synthase, mitochondrial. Bases 164 to 670 code for a protein of 168 amino acids. The record is from RefSeq and is a predicted model, not a curated record. The transcript is spliced from 4 exons. NCBI's taxonomy places the organism in Eukaryota, Metazoa, Chordata, Actinopteri, Cichliformes, Cichlidae. Gene Ontology annotation, molecular function: saccharopine dehydrogenase activity. Gene Ontology annotation, cellular component: cytoplasm.